Parastagonospora nodorum SN15 is the source of this 183-nucleotide messenger RNA. RefSeq lists its product as hypothetical. Bases 1 to 183 code for a protein of 60 amino acids. The transcript has 2 exons. NCBI's taxonomy places the organism in Eukaryota, Fungi, Ascomycota, Dothideomycetes, Pleosporales, Phaeosphaeriaceae. The record is from RefSeq and is a predicted model, not a curated record.
AUGGCACCGGCCAUAUUGCGCGCUUGUAUCAGUGUUGUACCCAAAACUAGGUCCAACUUCGACCACGGCCGGGACAUACCUAGCAGCCGGUACAUUCGCGGAGGACAAGGGCCUUAUGAAUACUGUGCACAGCGGGAUUACACCCGCUGGCAAUACGGCGGACCCAACGGGCGACAUGGGUAA